This is a messenger RNA of Lucilia cuprina (Australian sheep blowfly), 1035 nucleotides long. It is a transcript of the gene Cpr50Cb, whose product is annotated as pro-resilin. Gene Ontology annotation, cellular component: extracellular matrix. The transcript is spliced from 4 exons. Bases 355 to 828 code for a protein of 157 amino acids. Lineage: Eukaryota; Metazoa; Arthropoda; Insecta; Diptera; Calliphoridae. The record is from RefSeq and is a predicted model, not a curated record.
UUGAAAUAUCAUACAAACACAACAAGAACAAAAAAAAAACAAAUUUAAUAUAAAAUACAAUUAACGUUUACGUUUAAUUUAAUAAAAAUAAAAGAAAUAAACUGUUUGUUACAAAAUACCUAUAAUUGUAUAGAGUAACCUUUUUUUUUUGCAAGUAAAUAAUUGGGAAAAAAGGAUUAAACGAAACGCCUAUAAAGGAUUUAACUUUUAUUUAAUGGAUUAUUAAAAGUGUUCUAUUGAAAAAAAAAACGAAAAACGUAAAACGUGUUUUAAUAAAUACAAUUAAAACGCGUAAAUCAAUAAUUUUAAUUCUUUCUGUGCUCGAUUUUGGAUUACAAAACUUUGGUGGAAAAAAUGCUGUCAAUGAAAACUAUUGUUUUAAUUAGUAUAUCACUAGUGGGUUUAGCCAGUGUAUGUGCCCAAAUAGCGCCUGGAUCAAAUCAAUAUUUACCUCCCAAAAAGAAUGGUUAUGAUUACAAAGAGCCAGACACACCAUUCCCAAAACCACCAGGCCCACGCCCACCAGGUCCAGGACCUCGUCCCAGACCAAAUGGAGAACCCGGACCAGACCAUGUACACAUGCCCGGUAAUCCAUUUGACUUUGAAUAUGCUGUCAAUGAUAUUGAGACUGCCAACGAUUAUGCUCAUAAAGCUUCCAGUAAUGGCGAUGUUGUAACCGGUGAAUAUCGUGUACAAUUGCCCGAUGGACGCAUGCAAGUUGUGCGCUAUACAGCCGAUUGGAAGACUGGUUAUCAUGCAGAUGUCAGUUACGAAGGUGAACCUCAAUUCCCUCAGGGACCUGGUGGCAGACCAGGCUAUAAAUAUUAAACUCUACCACGUCUUCCCCGACACACUCUCUCUCUCUUACACUGCCUGUCACCAAUAACAACUCCCCCUCCUACUCCUCCUUAAACACUGCCACUUAAACAACUCAAUCAAUCUCAAUCUCAGUUAUUCUCUUCUCUCAUUUAGAGAAGAGAAUAAUGUUUAAUUAAAUGAAUAAAAAGAAAAAAAAAUAAUUAAGUUUUACACGUA